GGCCGCCGCAGGCUCGGUUCCCGGGAGGCUCGGACUCGCGCAGACCCUCGGCAGCCGGCGCUGCGCGGCGGAAGCGUGGCCGCGGGGAUGGCGGCCCCCCAGCACGAGCAGAUCUCUCACACAAGGCUCUCUGUGGAUGAUGAGUGGAACCUGCAGCAGGAAAGGAUGUACAAGAUGCACCGGGGCCACGAGUCCAUGCAUGUGGAGAUGAUCCUGAUCUUCCUUAGUGCUCUGCUCAUCGCCCAGAUAGCACUGGUGCAGUGGAGACAGACGCACGGCCGGUCCUACAACCUGGUGACACUGUUACAGAUGUGGGUCGUCCCUGUGUAUUUCACGAUAAAACUUCACUGGUGGCGGUUUCUGUCUCUGUGGGGAAUGUUCUCAGGGAUUACCAGUUACAUCCUCUUCAGAGCUACCCGAAAACCCCUCUCGGGAAGAACACCACGAUUGGUCUACAAAUGGUUUCUUCUGAUCUACAAACUCAGCUAUGCAUUCGGUGUUGUGGGUUAUUUGGCUAUCAUGUUUACAAUGUGUGGAUUCAAUUUAUUUUUCAAAAUCAAGGCUAGAGAUUCCAUGGAUUUUGGCAUUGUGUCCUUGUUCUAUGGCCUCUACUAUGGCAUAAUGGGGAGAGACUUUGCAGAGAUCUGCUCAGAUUACAUGGCUUCUACUAUAGGGUUCUACAGCGCCAGUGGGAUGCCCACCAGGAGCUUGUCAGACAACAUCUGCGCCGUCUGUGGGCAAAAGAUCAUAGUGGAGCUCGGUGAAGAAGGACUUAUUGAAAACACCUACCAGCUUUCAUGCAAUCAUGUUUUUCAUGAAUUCUGCAUCCGAGGUUGGUGUAUUGUUGGUAAAAAGCAGACUUGCCCUUACUGCAGAGAGAAGGUUGAUUUGAGAAGGAUGAUCAGCAAUCCCUGGGAGCGUACACACUUUUUGUAUGGGCAAAUCCUGGACUGGCUUCGUUACCUGGUGGCCUGGCAACCUGUGGUGAUAGGAAUAGUUCAAGGCAUUAACUACUCACUAGGGCUGGAAUAGUAUAGCAGACUUACUCCAGAAGUAAUGGAUUGCAUGUUGAAGUCUUUUUUAAAUUCUUGAUCCUACAUUUAAUAUUAACAUUCUUUUUUUUAACCUUAGACAGUUUAGAGAAGUCAGUAGAAUCUGGUGUCCUGUAUAAUUUGUCAACGUGGAAAGAAUUUCCAAAGAAUCUCAAUGUCAAAAGUUCAGAAAAAAAUAGAAAUAAAACCAAUGAAUCACUAAAGUAGUAACUGGGAGAAGUUUAUUGGGUGCACACCAAAAAGACGGUUUGUAAACCAGGAGAACUCAAACCAGAACCUGGCUAAGAGGUACAUUGUUAUAAAGCAGCUGAAUAGUGAGGAGGCUAGAGUGUUUAUUCUUCACAGCGAUGAAGAAAGGGGAUGCCUAAAGGAAAGGGGAUGCGUUAGUGGUUACCUCAUACUGCGGGAAUAAUUUAAAGUUUUGCUUUUGAUUAUCAGAGGCAUAGGCAAGAAUGACCCAGGGCAAGUAAGCUUUGCUUGUCUUACCAAAGAAGCUAAAUUAAGCUCUGCUUGUAGGCAAAGAAGUAGGCAGAGUUGUUAAGUACUCUUUGGUUAAUGGAUAUGGUCUUUUUGUGCUUUCCAUGCUUGUCAUCAUGUGACAGCUUCGGCACCACAAGGCCUUCCACAUAGAGGGGGUUACCCCUGAAACCUUGAGCACCAGGUGCAGCCACUCAAUGGGCCAGAAUUAGGCUGGGUUUCCCAGGCUGCCAAAUGCACUGAGCCCAUCCAAGGACGAGUUAAAAUGGAGAGAGAACCACUCUCUCUUCUUUUGUGUUAUCUGUUCACAUGCACGCGAGCACACACACACACACACACACAGAUGUGCACACACAUCAUUACUCUAUUGCUAUAUUGUGCUUUUAUUUUCUUCAUAGCACUUAUCAAUGCCUGAAAUCAUAUCAGAUUUAUUUAUUGUCUUUCCCUCCAUGAAGGCAGAGAAUUUUAUGUUUUGUUCCCUACUGUAUCUCCAGGAU
This is a messenger RNA of Manis pentadactyla (Chinese pangolin), 2026 nucleotides long. It is a transcript of the gene RNF175, whose product is annotated as ring finger protein 175. The record is from RefSeq and is a predicted model, not a curated record. Bases 88 to 1032 code for a protein of 314 amino acids. The transcript is spliced from 9 exons. NCBI's taxonomy places the organism in Eukaryota, Metazoa, Chordata, Mammalia, Pholidota, Manidae. Gene Ontology annotation, cellular component: endoplasmic reticulum membrane; Golgi membrane. Gene Ontology annotation, molecular function: ubiquitin protein ligase activity; metal ion binding.